GGCGCAGGCCGUGAGGGGUGCAGCGCGCCUGCGCGGGGUGGCCGGGGGUCGAGGUCGGCGGUAUGUCCGUGUUCCACGAUGAGGUGGAGAUCGAGGACUUCGAGUACGACGAGGAGACCGAGACCUACAGCUACCCUUGUCCCUGCGGGGACCGCUUCCUCAUCUCCCGGGAGGACUUGGAGAACGGCGAGGACGUGGCCACGUGCCCCAGCUGCUCGCUCCUCGUGCGCGUCAUCUACGACCAGGAACAGUUUAUGCGUGACGAAAUAGUCUCAGAACCUACAACAAGCAAGGAAUUGGUUAAAUGCUGAUGAAUACUGUAUGGACUCUGCUGCCGUUCAGUAAAAAUAUUGUGGGUAUGUCAACGUGAAGAAGACCCAAAGAGUGUUUCUAAAGUGUUUGCUGCUACUCUUAUCAAGCAGUUGUGUCAGUAGUUUGAGAGAGAAUGAAAUGAGACAGCAAAAUGUUAGCAGACUUUGCACGUAAAGGAGCAAAUAGUGACCGUAGAACAUUGAUUGUUCAGAACAUCAAUUAACUGGAAGGUUUUGCACAGUUUUAACAAAGAAAAAUGUUGUGCUUGUCAGUAAAAUAAGUUCUGUGUCCAGAAUUCUGACUUGUACGAGUGUUCAGUAAUCUGAGGCUCAUUUUCUGGCAUCAGACAGCACUUGGGUUUUGCUUGUUGAGAUAACUGCUAUUUACUAGUACUUUUGAGAAACUGAAGAUCGCACUUCGCUAUUGUAAGUUGUAUGCAGUAGUCACACUUUUGCCAGGGUGCCCAAGCGGAAGUGUGUUGUUCUGUCCAUGAAGCAGAAAGUUGAGAUUUAUAGAAAAGCUAAAGAAAGGGGAAUCGGCCUCAAAACUAUUGGACAACUAUAAUGUUGGUCUAUCAACAGUUUAUGUCUUGAAGAAAAA
Molecule: messenger RNA, 912 nt
Organism: Gavialis gangeticus (Gharial)
Lineage: Eukaryota; Metazoa; Chordata; Crocodylia; Gavialidae
Gene: DPH3
Product: diphthamide biosynthesis 3
Exons: 3
Coding region: 63-311 (82 amino acids)
Biological process (GO): protein histidyl modification to diphthamide
Molecular function (GO): metal ion binding
Source: RefSeq, a predicted model, not a curated record